CAGCCGGAAGUUGGGUACCGGAAACAACAGUUGCUAUGGAGCAGGCGGAGGACUGGCUGGUGGAAUCCUUGCGCUUGUACCAGGAUUUCCAUGCAUUUGACCUUUCAGCAGCCACCCGAGUCCUUGAAUGGAUUGGUGACAAAGGAGUCUUUGUUGCUGGCUAUGAAAGCAAGAAAAAAAAUGAAAUUCUUCAUCUAAUGCUACCUCCUAGGCUUUCUGCAAAGGAAAACCAGGGCUUAUUCCCAGAAAGAGAUUUCAAAGUGUGCCAUGGCGGAUUCUCGGACAGAGCUGUCCUGGAGCUAAAGCACUUGCCGGAUACCAGGUUACUGGUGACCAGUGGACUUCCAGGUUGUUACUUGCAAGUGUGGCGGGUUGAAGAGGACAGCGAUGUCAUUAAAGCUGUCAGCACUGUUCCCGUACGAAAGGAAGUGGGGGAUCUCUGGUCUAGGCUAGCUGUCUUCUCCUCGACACCCAGAGUCCUUCAUGGGGCGCGGCUCAGCAGUCUGCAGGUGGUGGAUCUGGAAUCUGGGGAGACCACGUACACCUCAGGUGUCAGUGACGGUGAGGAGCUGAGCAGUCUUCAGGUCCUUGAUGGUGCCACUUUUGCGUUCUGCUGCAUCUCAGGCCGCCUAGGGCUGGUCGAUACCCGCCAGCCGUGGGCACCUUUGGAAAACCCUGGUCAAAGUCCUGGCUCUGGUGGCCAGAGAUGGUGUGCAGAAGUAAGGGUUGGGGACCAGGGCCCUGGGCCCUGCUUCUCCAGCCUGGGAGCAGAUGGACAGCUCCGUCUCCUCGACACACGAGAUCUCUGCCACCCCCUGAGCUCAGUCCAGUGUGCGGUGUCCACACCAAGUCCCAACCCGGAGCUGCUGCGAGUGACAUGGGCCCCAGGCCUAGACAACUGCCUGGCCAUCUCAGGCUUUGAUGGAACUGUCCAGGUCUAUGAUGUCACAUCUUGGGAGGGAGUGGGGAGCCGAGUGGAGCCGCUCUUCACCCACAGAGGUCAUAUCUUCCUAGAGGAAGGCGAGGGGGAUGCUGCUCCGCUGGUCACCACCCACUCCUGGCACCCCUGCAAACCCAGGACUUUGUUAUCAGCAGCCAGUGAUGCCUCUGUGCAUGUGUGGGACUGGGUGGACCCUCAUGCCACCUGUUGACUCAGGGUUGGGAGAGUGGGGUGGGUACCAGAUCAGAAGGCCACGGUGCAGGGCCCUGCUGCCGACUGUGAGGGCUCAGGUAAGUCAGCCAACCUCUCUCAGCCUGUUUUCUGCUUUGUACAAUGAAGGCAUUGAUGGAGCUGGUCGUGGUGAUGCACACCUGUAAUCCCAGUUCUUGGGAAGCUGAGGCAGGAGGAUUGCCAUGAGUUCAAGGCCAGUU
Molecule: messenger RNA, 1371 nt
Organism: Octodon degus (degu)
Lineage: Eukaryota; Metazoa; Chordata; Mammalia; Rodentia; Octodontidae
Gene: Wdr73
Product: WD repeat domain 73
Exons: 8
Coding region: 36-1151 (371 amino acids)
Biological process (GO): cytoplasmic microtubule organization
Cellular component (GO): spindle pole; cytosol
Molecular function (GO): protein binding
Source: RefSeq, a predicted model, not a curated record